Molecule: messenger RNA, 4773 nt
Organism: Apis dorsata (giant honeybee)
Lineage: Eukaryota; Metazoa; Arthropoda; Insecta; Hymenoptera; Apidae
Gene: cv-c
Product: rho GTPase-activating protein 7-like
Exons: 15
Coding region: 151-4437 (1428 amino acids)
Biological process (GO): signal transduction; regulation of Rho protein signal transduction; actin cytoskeleton organization
Molecular function (GO): lipid binding; GTPase activator activity
Source: RefSeq, a predicted model, not a curated record
UGCAUCGAGACGGACGAGUCGUGCGCGAAAUUACCGCCGAGGCAACGCGACCCCCACAGGAAGACUAGCCUGCCUGUGAAUUUGACGGGCCAGAAGAGGAGAAGGACGCCGAGGUUGGCGAGAAUUCGACGGAACGAGGAGCAGAGCGCGAUGGAUCCGGAUUACGAGGUGGAGGAGGACAACAAGGUGGUUGGCGGGAGGCCGUUGGACGGUAACGGGCCUAAAUCGGCCCCCGUCACGCCAACGGAGGAGAAGAAGUCUCCGUUUUCGAAGAUGCUGUGGAAGAAGCACGCGCCCGUCUUCCACGAGAGCACGGACGACGUUGUCCUCGUGAGGGUGUCCUCUUUGCCGGAUCAGGAUUUCCUUCAUCUCGACGGAAACGAGGCGUUGCGGGCGAAGAACGCGAAGGAGGGCCUGUCGAAGAAGAGGGCCGUGUCGCCUCUCACCUUGCGCUCGGAUAUAUCCGCGAAACGGUUGUCCGAGUCCGACAAGGACGUGAGGCAGGUGAGUCCCGUGGAUUUGAAGAAGUUCUCGCUCUCGAGAUCGAGGGGCAACGACGUUGGAGUGAGUUGCGAUCUUCCGGAAGACGACAACGUCGGAUCCAUCGGGAGCGUGGACAGCGGGAAGUUCGAACGGGUGGAGAACGUGGACGUGAAGAAGAUACUGGACGAGCAAAAUUCCAGAUCCGGUUCGCUACCGAUUUCUCUUCAAUCCCUGUUAUCGAAGAUCCGAAACGGGUCCGGCUCGUGCUGCCCUAACAGCCCGCCAAUGGAUUCUCUCACUUGCUCCGAUAUAGCGACGCAAACUUCCCCAGCUAUUUCCAGAAGUUUCAGCUUCACGUGGGUCAGCGAUUGCGACUCCCCGCGAGCGGAAUCGCAGAUGGAUUCGCAGUCGCUGCAGGACGAAAGCACGUUGGAUCCUGCCUCGCCGCAAGACACCGUGGACGACGACAAUAGGUCGUCCUCGUCGUCUCAAGAUCUUCUUCAGAGCAUGGACGAGAUUUCCUCCGGAAGUAUGUCGCCGGAUACGACCGACAGAGCAUCUCCUCUGGAGAGCGGUAUCGGCACUGCCAGCCCUCCUAGAAGCACCGAUCGACGGAUAGUUAAGCCCCCGUCCUCAGCCAAGUGUCACCGGAAAGAGACCUGGGAGAGGAUCCGGCGACGUCCUUCCAAGUUGAACUCGCGGAGCGACAAACACUCGCAGGACGUGUGGAUCAAACGCGAGAGCGUGCACACUCAGACGAAGGAGAACGAGGACCAAUAUUCCCAGGACGCGGUGGACAGCAGCAGCGGCCUCGACGACACCCUGCCGAGGAUCAAGCCGCCUCGACCGACCAAUCUGCCUCUGUGUCUGUCCACCACCGCGAGUAGCUCCCUAAGCUCUGGAGAAUUAUUGGAGACACCGCCGCGAGCACCCUCAUCCCCAUCCGCCGCCAGCCUCCAAUUGAAACCGGAACCGCUAAGCGUGGAAAUGGGUGGAAAGAGCAGCAGUGCACCCUUGUUGGAGAACAACGACACGGAGAAAACGAAUGGGAAGGUGCCGAGUUUGCAGCAACCACGCUCGCAGUCGGAACGCCAGCUAUCAGAAAUCGAAGCGCAAGAGGCUUGCAAAUGGUUGAGGGCGGCUGGUUUUCCACAGUAUGCGCAGAUGUAUGAGGAUUAUCAAUUCCCGAUUGACGUAUCUGGCGUAGCCAAGGACCACCCCUUCCUCGAGACUGAUUCCCUGCAGAGUCUAUUUCGACGAUUGCACGCUCUUAAUCGGUGCGCUAAUAUGAAGAUCGACACUCACCAUACGCACAGUACUAGUCACAGCAAAAGCGGUGGCGGCGAUGAUUCGGACGAAGAUACACAGUGCGCCCUCAGCGAGAAUUGGACAUUCGAGAAGAAAACGAGGCGCUGGUCCCGCGUGUGCGACAUGACGCAAGCGAACGUGGAGAGGUUGCAGGCGAUCAGCAGCGGGCAGACGGUGCAAUCCGAGGAGGAUUCCCUGGAGGAUCGGUUGGAGGCGGAGGAGGCCGAGGACACGAUGCUGGACACGCUCAGAUACAGCAGCCUGCCGCCUGGCACGCUUCCCGACGAGAUCGGGCCGAGAUUUCGGAGAACCGGGUCCGAGAGGCUGAGGGAUGGGGCGAAAGCUUUCCUGAGGCGGGUCGAGUCGUUGAAGUCCCGGCGACGGAAGCACCAAAAUCGGGACGGGAUAGUGAUCAGCGGCCCCCAAAUACUGGACGUGAUCUCGAUGCAGCAGAAGAUGAAGGAGCUGAACUGCGUGGACGUGUCGCCGACGGGCCCCUCGCCGGUCUCGUUCAACGAUCUUCUGCCGGCGAAGAUGAACCGGGCGAGAAGGUUCCUGCAUCGGGGCAGGGAGGACCAAGGGGCGCUCAGCGACUCCGAGUGCCAGCCUACCAAUUGGCGGCACAGGUACUUCAGAGACGCGAACAGUAACCACGCUAAAGUGUUGGAAUACGUGACCGCCCAUCCCCAAAGCCCCAAGGAUUCGCCGACCAAAACUCCCAUAAAUAGCCGCGGAGGUAGCCUGAAUCUUGGGAAGGAGUCGCAGAGGUACAGGGACAAGUUGUCCCAGGGCCAGAAUCAGGAGAGGUACAAGGAGGACAAGGUGGCCGCUUUGAAGAGGGAGGAUAAGAUGCACAAGAGUUUCAGGCAUCGCGACGAUUCUUACAGGGAGGGGAAACCUUUGUCCAAAGAGGUGACCGUCUACAGAGAGAAAUCGAGAUCGAGGAGUUCGGAGCUGGCCGGAAGUCAGGAGAGCAGUUCGACGGUUGCCAGUCGUGAUUCGGAUCAGGAGGAGGAUUCGCCGAGGCACAAGGGUACCGUUGUCAGGUGGCACAGUUUCCAGAGGGGAUCCCUGUACCCGGAGCCGCUCGAUCCCCUGUGCCCACGAGCCAUGGCCUCGAUGUCGUGCGGCCAACUGUUGGUACUGAGGAAGUUGGCUCUGUUAAAGCUGACCGCUUGCAUGGAACGAUAUUGCCCGACUCAUCGUACCGGAUGGAACUGGGAGCUGCCCAAGUUCAUCAGGAAGAUAAAGACCCCCGAUUACAAGGACAAGACGGUGUUUGGGGUACCGUUGCUGUUGUCCCUGCAGAGAACCGGCCAGGCCUUGCCAAAGUGUAUUCAAAUAGCGCUCAGAUGGCUGAGAGCGAACGCCCUCGACCAGGUUGGGAUCUUCAGGAAGAGCGGGGUCAAGUCGAGGAUACAGAAAUUGAAAAUGAUGACCGAGACUUUGGGGGAUAACAUCAAUUUCGAUGGCCAGCAGGCGUUCGACGUGGCCGAUCUCGUGAAGCAAUAUUUCAGGGAAUUACCGGAAGCUCUGUUAACCAACAAAUUGUCCGAGACCUUCAUCGCUAUAUUCCAACACGUACCUGUUAAGCUGCGACCGGACGCUGUGCAAUGCGUGCUCCUUCUUCUGCCAGACGAGCAUAGGGAGGCGUUGGAGACUCUGCUCGAUUUCUUGAACCACGUAGCGAGCAACGCUCCCUACAACCAAAUGACAGCCUCGAACCUGGCCGUGUGCCUGGCACCGAGCCUGUUCCACUUCAACCACAGUAACACGAACGUGACCAACAGGUCGAGCAGCGUAUCGCCACGUAGGAGAAAGACCGUGGGCAUUCCCGAUCAGAGGGAACUGUCGGAAAACAAAGCCGCUCACGACUGUCUUCUGUAUCUGGUCAAGAUGCAUCGUGAAUUAUUCAUGGUUUCUUCGGAUAUGUUGAUGCAGUGUCAUUUUAAUUAUAUGGAAGAAAGCGUGCCGGUCGCCUUGGAGGAAUUGGGAUCCGAAUUGAAGCAAGAUUGGAGAGGAUACCUUUACGCGUGUACCACGGCUUUGUUGAAAGAAGCGCGUGAGAAAAGUCGGGGAUGGGUCACCGUGAACAAUCCAGCCGACAGUACGGUAGAGAUGGCGUACAAGAAAGUAGGUGACGGACAUCCACUUCGACUGUGGCGAGUGUCGACUGAGGUUGAAGCUCCACCGAACGAGCUUCUUCAUCGUGUACUGAGGGAGAGGCAUAUCUGGGAUCCUCAGCUUUUGAAGUAUAGAUUGGUCGCCAAGCUGGACACCAACGUGGAGGUCUUUCAAUACGCCACUGGGAACAUGAGUCCUCUUCCUGCCAGGGAUUAUUGUGUGCUAAGAUCCUGGCGUAACGAUCUCCCCAAAGGGGCCUGCGUCAUCGUAGAAACGUCCGUGGAACAUCCGGAUGCUCCUGUUAUGCUUGGUGGAACGCGUGGUAUUGUUUUAGCAUCGCGCUAUCUCAUCGAACCUUGCGGUAGUGGUAAAUCACGGAUCAUGCACCUUUCCAGAGUGGAUACAAAAGGACGCACUCCAGAAUGGUAUAACAAAAGCUAUGGUCACCUUGCUGCCCUUCACCUCAGUAAAAUUCGCAAUUCCUUCAAGCACACGACAGACGGUCCCGAGAGUAAAGUCUGAGAGGAAGCAACCGUGCAACGAUCACCGUUGCACGGUCCUCACACGACUCUAGAGGAACAGGAUGAUCAAAAUCAGGAACACAGGAUCCUAAAGGAUGUGCGACAGGUUCAACCUACCAUUGACGAGGAAUAAAAGUAACAUCGAUGGUCGUAUCUAAUUUCAUCGAUAUCAUGAUCAAGAAUUUAGAGGAUAUCGAAGAAAAUAAUGGAUCUACGAGAAAAAUUCAACUCGUUAUCGAAGAUGAACCCCAUCGCGCGUUUCUCGAGUUGAUUAAAACAAUACUUAUAAAAGAAAAUGGAGGAAGCGAAAAAAGAAAAGAAAAUAGAAGAAACAAGA